This is a messenger RNA of Trichoplax adhaerens, 744 nucleotides long. RefSeq lists its product as uncharacterized. NCBI's taxonomy places the organism in Eukaryota, Metazoa, Placozoa, Uniplacotomia, Trichoplacea, Trichoplacidae. The record is from RefSeq and is a predicted model, not a curated record. The transcript has 3 exons. The coding region runs from base 1 to 744 and encodes 247 amino acids.
AUGGCGACUUUCCAAUUUGUUCAGCACUUCCUGCUUAAUAGCUAUAUCCGUCCAAUUUCAAGACUUUCUGCAAGUAAUAAAAGCGGCAAAAGAAAAUCCAAUAAUCAAGUACAUUCCGGCAUUCUCGACGGCAAUUGGGAGGAGAGCUAUUUUCUCUAUGAUCAGAACUUAACUCUAAAUGGAAUUGUACUGAAUGAUAGCAUUGCCUUGUUAGAAACCAAACGUAAUAAAUCAUUAAAACAAUUCCAAAUUCAGUUCAAAGGCGACAUAGUAGAUGGAAAAUCUGGAGAAAACUGUUGCCAAGAAUUUAUUUCACUCGUGUCCGAUUAUAUUACAAUCAACUCCGUCCAGGAUCACAGCUUUAACGAUAGAUCAGCUUCAUUACCGUUAAUGCAAUGUAAUAAUAAAUUUAUUGAUAGAAAUAACUAUACUCUAUUCGAUUAUCUCGCAGGAUUGCCUGCAACAAACAACGUCAAUGUCUCACAAACUCAGCAAUCCAGUAAUAAUAACUGUAGAGAUCAAGUCACUUCUGUCGAUCGUUCCAAUUUUCCUGCAAUCAAAGAUAUGAUAGCAAACUUACUUCAUUGCACUGCGGCUGAUAAUGAUGACCUUUCGCAUCUAAUUAAUACAGAUGGAACGGAACUCAUAAAAGUAUACAUAAAAAAUCUAUUACUGGAUGAAAAUUUUCCUGCUUUCGUAGAAUUGGUAGAAAAAGAACUAAAGAAAUUAGCGGAUUACGUGUAA